Messenger RNA from Morone saxatilis (striped sea-bass), 490 nucleotides. RefSeq names its product WD repeat-containing protein 18-like. Gene Ontology annotation, cellular component: nuclear pre-replicative complex. The record is from RefSeq and is a predicted model, not a curated record. Lineage: Eukaryota; Metazoa; Chordata; Actinopteri; Moronidae. Gene Ontology annotation, molecular function: protein binding. Gene Ontology annotation, biological process: rRNA processing; DNA-templated DNA replication.
GUCCGGUGACAAACGCCGUCAUCAUGGCGGCUCCAGCUAACAUGUUCCUGCCCGACAGUCGGCCCGCCGUCCCGCUGCCACGCUUCAGCCGACACCUGCACGCCUCUGAGGGCGAUGGUGGAGAGUCUGGAGUGGUUUGUGUCCGUCUGGGACUCUAUGCACAGGAGGAGGAAGAGACGUACCUGCAGAAAGCUGAUAGGCUGAACUCUUUGAUGAAUGCUGUGACUGACAAGUCGGUGUUCGGUGAUGGUGAGAACACGAAGGUUCGAGUGGCAGAACUAGAAGAGGAAGUUCAGACUCUGAAGAAAGUCAACAAAGAUUUGUACGAGUUUUCCAGUCAGCUGCUCACCAAACCCACAUAGACACAAUACAGCAGAAAUACACACUGACACAAAAACACACAUAGACACAAUACAGCAGAAAUACACACUGACACAAACACACUGUGUGAUGAUUUUUGUAGACAAUAAAAGUCUUUUAUUUUGUUGAA